Molecule: messenger RNA, 615 nt
Organism: Lachancea dasiensis
Lineage: Eukaryota; Fungi; Ascomycota; Saccharomycetes; Saccharomycetales; Saccharomycetaceae
Source: the annotation of a GenBank genome assembly
AUGGGUGCCUACAAGUACUUGGAAGAGCUUCAAAGAAAGAAACAGUCGGAUGUCUUGAGAUUCCUACAAAGAGUCCGUGUCUGGGAAUACAGACAAAAGACUGUCAUCCACCGUGCCUCCAGACCUUCUAGACCAGACAAGGCUAGAAGACUAGGUUACAAGGCCAAGCAAGGUUUCGUGAUCUACCGUGUCCGUGUCAGACGUGGUAACAGAAAGAGACCUGUGCCAAAGGGUGCCACCUACGGUAAGCCCACCAACCAGGGUGUCAACCAACUCAAGUACCAAAGAGCUUUGAGAGCCACCGCCGAAGAGCGUGUCGGCCGUCGUGCUGCCAACUUGAGAGUGUUGAACUCCUACUGGGUCAACCAGGACUCCACCUACAAGUACUUCGAAGUCAUCUUGGUGGACCCAUCUCACAAGGCCAUCAGAAGAGACGCUCGUUACAACUGGAUUGCCAACCCAGUCCACAAGCACCGUGAAGCCAGAGGCCUCACUGCCACCGGUAAGAAGUCUCGUGGUAUCAACAAGGGUCACUUGUUCCACAACACUCAAGCCGGCAGAAGAAAGACCUGGAAGAGACAAAACACUUUGUCUUUGUGGAGAUACAGAAAAUAA